Molecule: messenger RNA, 1233 nt
Organism: Asparagus officinalis (garden asparagus)
Lineage: Eukaryota; Viridiplantae; Streptophyta; Magnoliopsida; Asparagales; Asparagaceae
Product: protein FAR1-RELATED SEQUENCE 5-like
Exons: 3
Coding region: 1-1233 (410 amino acids)
Biological process (GO): regulation of DNA-templated transcription
Source: RefSeq, a predicted model, not a curated record
AUGCUUGGAAUUCUAAUGGGAACUACCUUUUUUUCUGUUUUUGGUAUUGAUCGUAUCAGUUGUAGAGUAGAUGCUUGGAAUUCUAAUGGGAACAUGUUGGCAUUUGGUAGUUUACGAGCAACAUUGCCUUUUGAUCCAGCUUAUAAUUUCUACAAUGCAUACGCUAGACUUAAGGGAUUUGGUGUUCGCAAGGGUCACACAACUUGGUCGAGAAAGAAAGAUGCAAUCAUAUCUAGAAUAUAUGUAUGUGACAAGGAAGGAUUUAAAUUUUUAAAAGAUAAAAGAGAAGAUGGUCGGAAUGUAGUUCGAAAGUUCGAUACAAGAUGUGGAUGCAACGUAAGGAUGGUUAUUAGACUCGAUAGAAGCACUAAAAAAUGGGUGGUUCGAAAUUUAAAUAUUAAUCAUAAUGGUCAUCCAUUAACCACCCCAAAUCGGGUAAAGAAGCACUACUCACAUCGGACACUUCAUCGAGCUCAAUCGACAAGAAGGUUGAUAGAUACUCUUGACAAUCAAGGUUUACGGCCUUCUACCAUUUGUAAGGUUGUAGAGCAGAAUGUUGAUGAGCCUAUUGGCGUUGAAAAUGGUGAAGACUUAAGGGAUUUGGUGUUCGCAAGAAUGAGCAAGGCUCUCUCACUCAACAAGAAUGCCAAGCACAACUUAGAAUUAAACGAAAAAAAUAAUGUCAGUCAUGAGUGCGUGAGCAUAGUUCGUCAAUUUCAAGAGAAAAAAGCAUCUGAUCCUCAAUUUUACUUCGCACUUGAUUUAGAAAAUGAUGGGAUGAUGAGAAGUGUUUUUUGGAUGGAUGGUAGGUCGAAGACUUCUUACUUGCAAUUUGGAGAUGUUGUUUGCUUUGAUGUUACAUAUAGAACGAACAAUUUAAAAUUGCCGUUUGCACCAUUUACGGGCGUUAACCAUCAUCGACAAUCUACUCUAUUUGGGUGUGCAUCACUGACCGAUGAAACGGAGGAGACAUUUAUAUGGUUAUUUAGCCAAUGGUUAAAAUGUAUGUCGGGUGUAGCACUAUUAACAAUCAUCACUGAUCAAGAUAAAGCUAUGUGUGGUGCAAUUCAUAAAGUUUUUCCUCAAACUCGUCAUCGCUUUUGUUCGUGGCAACUUCAUAGGAAUACCUUACAAAAUCUUCAAUCAAUGCAUAAUGAAUAUAGUGAGGAUGUGGGUAUAAAGUAUAACAAAUGGUAUUGGAGUAAAUCAGAAGAAAAAUUUGUAAAGCGUUAA